AUGUCAUUAGCUCAUGGCUGUGAUUUGGUGUGGUCUCCCGAAAUCAUCGAUAAGAAAAUCGUGCAAACCACUCGCAUUGUCAACUCUCAGCUUAACACCGUCGACUAUGUCAUCGACCAACCUAUCAAACUGAAAAAGCACGGCGAUUCGGUCAAGCGGCUGGUGGUUUUCCGGACGUCGCAUGCUCAUGAACGUGGUAAUCUCAUUUUUCAACUCGGGCUGGCAGACCCUACCGUGGCGGUCGAUGCGGCUCUUAAAGUAAUCGAUGACGUCGAUGGCAUCGAUCUCAAUUGUGGUUGUCCCAAGCCAUUCUCUACUCACGCGGGGAUGGGUGCCGCUCUUCUUUCCACGCCUGAUUUGCUUUGUCUGAUUCUUAAAGCUCUUGUCGAAAAAGUCGGCAAGCCCAAGAACAAACCCAUUCUGUGCAAAAUUCGUAUGUUGGAUACUUUGGAAAGCACGACAAGCUUAGUGGAACAAAUCUGCGCCACAGGUAUCACCAACUUAACGAUCCAUUGUCGUACCAGAGACAUGCGGAACCGCCAAGACCCUCGAUGGAUGUAUUUGCCGACUCUCAUUCCUUUGGUCAAAUCCAAAGGUAUAUCAGUGGUAAUCAAUGGCAAUUUGCAAAGUCGAACUGAUAUUUUGAACAUGAGAAAGGUUCUCAAUGAUGAGGAAAUCGGAGGAAUGAUUGCUGAAGCAGCGGAAUGCAACCCACUGGUGUUUUCGGCUACGCCCCAAAAUGCCAAAAAAACGGUACUUGAAUUCCUAGAUUUGUGCACUAAAUUUCAGCCCGAGAAUUUGGCCAAUAUUAAAUUCAUGAUACUCAAUUUGGUCCCCGGAAAACUGAAGUACUAUAUGAAGUUUGCUCAUCUGCGAACCUUGGAAGAUUUUCACAAGGUCGCCGAUGAGAUGAAGGACGAUGAUUCUGAUCUCGUCAACAAGUUUUUGGUCAAGGAUUGUCAGAAACAGCUCGUGUUGACGCAAGAGGAGUAUACUGACUUUAUCAAUAAGGAGCGUCCUGAUGAAAUGAAGUAUGCCCUCAGUCGGAAACCAGGCGACCCUGAUCGUGGUGAUAUCAUCAAAAAGCAAGAGCAAGAGGCAGCUGUCGCGCGGAAACGGGCCCGUGAAGCUGAAGAAGAACAAGCAAACAAGAAACCCAAAGCGGUUACUUGUAAUUAA
Messenger RNA from Diutina rugosa, 1179 nucleotides. RefSeq names its product Smm1p (gene SMM1). NCBI's taxonomy places the organism in Eukaryota, Fungi, Ascomycota, Pichiomycetes, Serinales, Debaryomycetaceae. Gene Ontology annotation, biological process: tRNA dihydrouridine synthesis. Bases 1 to 1179 code for a protein of 392 amino acids. Gene Ontology annotation, cellular component: cytoplasm. The transcript has a single exon. The record is from RefSeq and is a predicted model, not a curated record. Gene Ontology annotation, molecular function: flavin adenine dinucleotide binding; tRNA dihydrouridine synthase activity.